CCAACUGCAUACUCCACUCUAGGAUGGACAAUGAUCACCAACUGCAUAUCCCACCCCACUCAGGGCUGGGUCAUGACAACUGUAUACCCUGCUCUGGGGUGGGCUAUGAGUGCUUACUGCAUACCCCACUUUGGGAUGGGCCACGAGUGCCGACUGCAUACCCUGCUCUGUGCAAUGAGCACCGACUGCAUACCCCGCUCUGGGCUGCAUCUAACGGGACCUGGACUGACAUCCUGGAGCUGCAGUUUCUCCCCCUUCACCCACUUGUUGUGGGGGUUUUCCCAGGCCUGGCCCCACUUGGUGCUCGGCACAGAUCUGCGAAGGGGGUAAGCAUGGGGCUCGGCGGCUCUCCUGAGCUGUGUGACCCCGGGAAGUUUCCUCGACGUCUCUGUGCCACAGUUUCUUCAUCUGUCGGUGGAGGCGGCACCAGCACUUGUGUUGCGGGGGAGGAAAUGAGGGGCCGUGUGCAAAAGGCCCCUGUGCCUCAGACGCAGCCUCGUUAUUAUUAUCCCCAUCGUUGUUGUUUCUGUGGAAGUGGCAAUGGGGGGAGCCCACGAGGGACCCAUUUCCCAGACGGUGCCCGGAUGCCCUGGAGCCCGGGCCUGCGUGCUCGUCGCCCGAGGCCGGCCCACCAGCAGCCGUUGAUGCUGUAACCUCGCAUUUCACAAGCCCCCAAUCAGGGCCGGGGGCCGGACAUGGGGGGAGUGGAUCCCGGAGGGAAGGGGCUGCUGGUGCCCCCUCCGCCGGCUUCAUAAUCCCAACCGCAGGCCGGCCCGGCAUUCCGGCACAGGCGGAGCAGGAUGCUGGGAGCCGCCACCCCCGCCGUCCUCCUGGCCUGCACCUUGGCCCUGGGAGCCCCGGCCUUCGCAGGGACCCUGCGAGCCGGGAUCGUGGGGGGCUAUGAGGUGGCAUCCCACUCGCGGCCCUACAUGGCGUCGCUGCAGCUGGGCGAGGAGCACGUCUGUGGGGGCGUCCUGGUGCGGCCACGCUGGGUGCUGACGGCCGCGCACUGCGAGGUGGCCGGGAACCUCAGCGCCUUCCGGGUGGUCCUGGGGGCGCAUGCCCUGCACAGGCCUGAGCCCACCCAGCAGGACUUCGCGCUGGCGCGGGCCGUGCCAUACCCGCUGUACGAUGCCCGGACUGACACCCAUGACCUGCAGCUGCUCAAGCUCAACGCCUCGGCGCGGCUCAGCCCCUCCGUCCGCCCCACGCCCCUGCCCGGCCGGAACCGUGCCCUGCGCCCCGGGCUGCAGUGCCGGGUGAUGGGCUGGGGGGACAUCACCGGCCACUCCACGCCCCCAGCCGCGCUCAUGGAGGCCACCGUGGUCAUCGAGCCCCGGGCCGCCUGCAACACGUCCUGGAGGGGGGCCCUGACGCAGGACAUGCUCUGCGCCUCGGCCCGCACGGGGGGCCGCCGGGGCGUGUGUGGGGGCGACUCCGGAGGGCCCCUGUUCUGCGGGCAGCGUCUGCACGGCGUGGUGUCCUUCUCCUCCACACUGUGCGGGGACCCCCGCUUCCCAGACGUCUACACCCGCGUCUCCACUUACGUGUCCUGGAUCAGAGACGUGCUGCAGCACUACUGACGGCCGUGCGGCCAGACGCCCCUCCGAGGCAGCCUGGCGCCUCCGACCCGGUCUCCUUGGGGCUGCCGCCCUUCAAACGCCCCCGUGGCUCCCCAGUGCCCGCGGGAGGAGCCCCCCGCCUCUCCCCCAAACAUUCAAGGCCCCAAAUGACCCACCCCGUUGACCUUCGACCUCUUGGGUCCCCGGAGCCCCCCCUCCUGCUCUGACCCCCUCCUGGGCUCCCCAUGUCAGGCGGGAGCUGCCUCCUCCGGAAGCCCUCCCUGACCUCCAUGGCGGAUCACACACGCCAUCAGUGGGGGCAGCCAUGGGUCCUGUUUCCAUGACAACGACAAUAAAAACCGGGGUUCGUUGACAA
Choloepus didactylus (southern two-toed sloth) is the source of this 1938-nucleotide messenger RNA. Its product is annotated as serine protease 57-like. Gene Ontology annotation, biological process: proteolysis. The transcript is spliced from 5 exons. The record is from RefSeq and is a predicted model, not a curated record. Gene Ontology annotation, molecular function: serine-type endopeptidase activity. Lineage: Eukaryota; Metazoa; Chordata; Mammalia; Pilosa; Megalonychidae. Bases 801 to 1583 code for a protein of 260 amino acids.